UUCGACGUGUUUUAAGGGGAAACUAUUGUUUGUUCAGAAAUGACAAACGGUGGCACCACCGCCAUUUCAGCCGGUGGGAGCCCCAUAUACGGUGGCGCUCACCGCCGCCGCGUCGUAGACUCCAUAAACGAUCAUGAAAAAUCGUCUGAUGUUAUACCUAUUGGUUUUGAACAUUCAAUGAAUGAGACGGAUUCAGAGACAGUUAAUAAUCGUAAUGGUGCAGGGUAUCUAUGUAACAUUGGUGGUGGCAGCCACCAUCACCACCACCCGGCAAUAAGGCAUUUAUUGGCGCGAAAAAGGGUGCCGGAGAAUUGGGUUUUUCUUGUGGAAGAAUUGUGGGUUGUCAUGCAUUCUUUGGGAUCAAGGAAGAAUAUGGGCCGUACGAUUUUGGGUUUGCUGUUGUUGAUGGUGCUAGUAUCUGUGUUUCUCAGAUUCUCUUUCACGGUCGUCGUCGGAGGUCUGAGGGAGUGCGGCACUCGCUGCGGAAGAACGGUGGCGAUAGAGAAUGGAAUUUUACUUGUUCAGAAUUUCAAGAAUGGCUGGUCUAACGCUCAGAAAGCCAUGCUUGAUUCUGAAGCCUCUUCCGCCGAAGCCGUGCAAAAACGGCAGAUGAAAGAAUUUCCGGUCCCAGAAAUAUGGAUGAAACCGAACAGCGAGAACUAUUACCAAUGCGUUACUCGACCAAGAAAUCGCAUAAGGUCGGGAUCAGCAACGAAUGGUUAUAUCCUGGUUCAUGCGAAUGGGGGACUGAAUCAGAUGAGAACCGGAAUAUGCGACAUGGUUGCUGUUGCGAAAAUUAUGAAUGCCUCUCUCGUCCUUCCUUCACUUGAUCACGAGUCCUUUUGGACUGAUCCUAGUGGUUUUAAAGAUAUUUUUGACUGGAGACAUUUCAUUGAAGUUUUAAGAGAUGAUAUUGAGAUAGUUGAAUCUCUGCCACAAGAAUAUGCAGCAAUAAAUCCCCUGAUUAAGGCCCCCGUCUCUUGGUCGAAGGCUAGUUACUAUAGAGGAGAGAUUCUCCCUUUGUUAAAGAAGCACAAAGUAAUUAAGUUUACCCAUACGGACUCGAGACUUGUCAAUAAUGGCCUCGCGCCGUCUAUUCAGAAACUCAGGUGUCGAGCAAAUUAUGAAGCUCUCCGCUACACACCUGAGAUUGAGAAGCUCGGAAAGAAACUGGUGGAUCGACUUAGAGACAAUGGCGGACCAUUUAUUGCUUUGCACUUGAGGUAUGAGAAAGACAUGCUCGCAUUUACCGGCUGCAGCCAUAACUUGAACUCGGACGAGGCUGAGGAACUUCGUGUCAUGAGGUACAAAGUUAAGCACUGGAAAGAGAAAGAGAUAGACAGCAAAGAGAAGAGACUGCAAGGCUUGUGCCCAAUGUCUCCCCGGGAGGCAGCCCUAUUUCUCCGCGCCAUGGGAUAUUCUGCCGCAACAAGAAUAUACAUUGUUGCAGGGGAAAUUUAUGGCAACAAUAGCAUGGACGCAUUUCGAUCAGAAUAUCCAAAUGUUUACAGUCAUUCGACGCUGGCAACAGACGAAGAAAUCAAAGUGUUUAAGCAUUAUCAGAACCGACUUGCUGCCGUAGAUUAUAUUGUAGCCUUAGAAAGUGAUUUGUUCGUUUACACGUAUGACGGAAAUAUGGCAAAGGCUGUGCAAGGACAUAGGAGGUUUGAAGGAUUUCGAAGGACAAUAAAUCCUGACAGGUUAAAUUUCGUUCGACUGAUAGAUUUGUUGGAUAAAGGUUCCAUUUCUUGGGAGGAUUUCGCUUCAGAGGUCAAGAACUUACACUCCAACAGGAUUGGGGCACCAUAUCCUCGAGAAAGAGGCGAAUCCCCUCGACUGGAGGAGAACUUUUAUGCAAAUCCUUUUCCGGGCUGUGUUUGUGACAGAUCUCAGGAACAAACGAUUCAGAAACAACUUGACACGAAAACAAUCUAAGAAUAGCUUCACAGCACUAGUUUGUUCAUUUAGUUGGCGUAGGUCGAACAAUGGAAACGUUGGUUACACGAUCCAAUGCACAAUGCUUCGGUGAUAGUUGACAUCAGAUGUUGCAAGAACUGGAGCUUCAGGUUCAAAUUGUUAGCAGAAAACAAGGAAGAUAUGGGCCAUUGCAGGUUUCAUUGCUACUGAGUACUCCGGAAGAAUAGAUUUUUUAGUACAGAUUCUUUAAUUCGCUCUAUUUAUUGGAUUGUAGCAUAUUAUGGGGCCGGCUAAAGAAUUCUUUUUCAUACUUAAUUCAAAGAUAAAAUCAGUCAACCCUUACAUCAAUUGGAAGUGGGAUGAAAGUUAUGUUUGAUGC
Molecule: messenger RNA, 2296 nt
Organism: Olea europaea var. sylvestris
Lineage: Eukaryota; Viridiplantae; Streptophyta; Magnoliopsida; Lamiales; Oleaceae
Product: O-fucosyltransferase 19-like
Exons: 8
Coding region: 40-1935 (631 amino acids)
Cellular component (GO): cytoplasm
Source: RefSeq, a predicted model, not a curated record